This is a messenger RNA of Xylaria bambusicola, 285 nucleotides long. RefSeq lists its product as uncharacterized. Gene Ontology annotation, molecular function: monooxygenase activity; heme binding; oxidoreductase activity, acting on paired donors, with incorporation or reduction of molecular oxygen. Bases 1 to 285 code for a protein of 94 amino acids. The transcript has 2 exons. NCBI's taxonomy places the organism in Eukaryota, Fungi, Ascomycota, Sordariomycetes, Xylariales, Xylariaceae. The record is from RefSeq and is a predicted model, not a curated record.
AUGGCGGGCGAACGUAGUUGCAUCGGUCAAACACUCGCCCAGAUGGAACUGAAAGUGGCGCUUGUGAUGACUAUGAGAACAUUCGACAUCAUUCCGGCUUAUGCGGAAUGGGAUGGUUUGCAUCCCAAAAAGGGGAUCAAGACUGUCAAUGGAAACAGAGCAUACCAAGCUGAGAUGGGCGGCGGUGGGGCUCAUCCUGCCGAUGGGUUUCCAGUUCUGGUAACCGAAGCUUCUUGGAGUUUAUGGCGUCUGUUAGGGACACUGGUACAAUCACCUAACAAUUAG